AUGCUCAACAGACAAGAUACAAGAGGUAAACGAGUUGGAGUGUGUGAAAUGAGUUCUAAUAAUGAUCUUGCCUUGCAAGUGGCUAGUUUGGAAAAGAAGCUCGAUUCUGUGCUCAAUGUGGUGCCUAAGAUAGCUGAGGUGUGUGCCAUUUGCAACAUACCAAGUCAUCCUACUUAUCAAUGCUCAGCUAGUAAGGCUUAUCUCGAAUUCAUUCAAAGGCAAGUGAAUCUCAUGAAUUCUUACAAUCAGAGGUCGAGGAAUGACCCAUUCUCUAAUACAUAUAACCCUAGUUGGAGAGAUCAUCCCAAUCUCUCAUGGACGAAUAACAAUCAAUUUCAAAAUUUCCAACCAAAGCCUGCCACUACACUUAAAGAUAGGGUCAAAAUGCUAGCUCAAAACACCAUUCAAUUCCAGCAAACUACCAAUAGUACUCUCCAACAACAUUCAGCUACUCUAACCAAAAUGGAGACACAAUUAGGUCAGGUUGCUGAUGUGUUGAGUCAAAGAGAACCCGGGAAAUUUCCAAGCCAACCGGUGAAACUUCAAAGGAACCAAGAGCAAGCCAAAGCGGUCAUAACACUUAGAAGUGGUAAGGUUAUUAAUAAUGGAGUUGGCAAUGAAGUUACUAAUGAAUUUGAUCAUGUGAAUGCAAAUCCCACUCAAGAAGUGAAUGAGAAACCGAAUGACGAUCCAAGCAAUGCUACUUCUUUGUCCUCCAAAUUUUUACAAGACUAA
This is a messenger RNA of Prunus armeniaca (apricot), 735 nucleotides long. NCBI's taxonomy places the organism in Eukaryota, Viridiplantae, Streptophyta, Magnoliopsida, Rosales, Rosaceae. The record is from the annotation of a GenBank genome assembly.